AUGCUUUUUCUUUCAGCUUCAGCGCAGAUUUUCAGUCUUUUUGCUAUAUUGAUUAUGUUGAACCCAAUGACAGGUAUUAAUGGAGGGGAUGACACUCCAGCCCGCUUGGCUGGUCAUCCUGAUUUCGCGAAGGCUUGCCGCGAUGCCGCCCGAUCAAGCCGUUCAACUUGUGGUCUUCACAGUUGGGCAUACAUCAAACAAGAGUCUACUUCCACUUCCAAACUUUUUGGAAAGGAUAUCAUCAAUUUAUGUACCUCCUCUCCUGACGAGAAGCCUAAGCCUUUUUUUGGACCCCUUCCAACUGUCAAACAGGAGUCCCCACCUCUUCAUACCACUCCGACUCGAACUGGAGGCGUGGCCACCAACUUGGCAUCUUCUUCACCUUUGCCUGACUUCAACUUGAGUGACUAUGAGAACUGGCCCCCUUUGAGUCCUCCCGUGAUGAGUCCGAAGAAACCCAGCCGCCCACAAUUUGUCACUCGUUCAAGUUUCGGUUAUGUUUAUCUUUAUCAAGUUUUAGGUUAUCUUUACUUCCUCUUUAUCUUUAUCUCAAAUAGUUGCUUAUGUUCAAUUUGUGGUCCAAUGAAGGCUUCUAAAUGUGCCCGAGAAUUAGUAUUGGUUAUAGAAUACGCUCCAAUUGCCCAAUUAUUACCUAUGUGA
Molecule: messenger RNA, 660 nt
Organism: Melampsora larici-populina 98AG31
Lineage: Eukaryota; Fungi; Basidiomycota; Pucciniomycetes; Pucciniales; Melampsoraceae
Exons: 5
Coding region: 1-660 (219 amino acids)
Source: RefSeq, a predicted model, not a curated record